Molecule: messenger RNA, 1567 nt
Organism: Umbelopsis ramanniana AG
Lineage: Eukaryota; Fungi; Mucoromycota; Umbelopsidomycetes; Umbelopsidales; Umbelopsidaceae
Exons: 8
Coding region: 1-1488 (495 amino acids)
Molecular function (GO): oxidoreductase activity
Source: RefSeq, a predicted model, not a curated record
AUGAAGCUUCUAUCAUUGACUGCCAUAAGCGUGCUGAUCCUUUCAGCAAGUGCUGCCCCGGCCCAAUCCAAGACCACCAAAGCAAAAGUUGCCAUUCUUGGUGGUGGUGUUGCCGGAAUUAGCGCCGCAAAAAACUUGGUAGCCAAUGGAAUCACAGACUUUGUGAUUGUUGAGGCUAGAGAUGAACUUGGUGGAAGAGCUCACGAUAUUGAAUUUGCGGGUAUUCGUGUUGAAAAGGGUUGUAACUGGGUACAAGGUCUCGGUACCAACCCUGUCAACCAGCUUUCCAAGAAAUGGGGAUUGCAGGUCGCUGUCAAUGAUGGAACAGACGUAGUCUUCUACGACAACCAUGGAAAAGUGAAUGGAACCAAAACAUACAACGAUUUUAACGAUGCAUUGGAUAAAACCUAUGAUUUUGCCCUCAAGCGUGUGGAUGAAGCUGAUAUCUCUUCUCGUGCCUGUUUGAAUAUCGUGGGCUGGAACCCUGACACUCCUCUCAAGCAAGCAGCUGAAUACUACGCUUUCGACUGGGAAUUUGCAGAGAACCCUGAUGUUACCUCUUGCAACUAUGCUCAAGUUGGAGAUGCUUCCUAUGACGGUAGUUUCGGACCCAAUUCUGAUGACGAUCAGUUUGUGAUUGAUCAAAGAGGGUUCAAAUACAUUUUUAUUCAGGAAGCUAACCAGUUCUUGAAAAAACACGAUCCUCGCUUGAUCUUGAACACUACUGUGAAGAACAUCAAAUAUAGUGACAACGGAGUCACUAUCACUGCAAAGGAUGGCCAUAAAAUUGAGGCUGACUAUGCCAUUUCUACUUUCUCACUUGGUGUUCUUCAACACAAUGACGUUACAUGGUCACCCAAGCUUCCUGAAUGGAAGCGUGUUGGUUUAUUUGGUUUCCAUAUGGCCACCUAUCUGAAGCUAUUCCUUGCAUGGGAAGAUCAAUUCUGGGAUAACAACCAAUACACCGUCUAUGCUGACCCCGCCAACCGAGGUUACUACAAGCAAGUUACUUGGCAAAACUUCAACGCUUUCACUCCCAAGAAUGACACCACAAACAUCUUCUUCGUCACCGUCACCCAAGACCAAGCAUACCGUUUGGAAGCAAUGAGUGACAAUGACAUCAAGAAGGAAGUUACAGAGGUUGUCCGCAGCAUGUAUGGAAGCCAUAUUAAAGAGCCCACUCACAUGUAUGUUCCGCGCUGGCACUCGGAUCCAUUGUAUCGUGGAACUUAUAGUAACUGGCCCAUUGGCGAACUGGAAGAGCACCAUCUCAACAUGAAAGCCCCUGUAGGUCGCGUCUGGUUCACUGGUGAAGCCAUGUCUCGCGAAUACUAUGGUUACCUGCAGGGUGCCUGGAUUGAUGGUGGUGAGGUUGGAACAAAGGUUGCAAAGUGCAUCAAAAACAAAUGUCCAAAGCAGCCAUAUUACCCAGAGAUUUUGUUGACGGAUGAAAAGCCCAAAUUCGUCAAACGUCAAGAGUGGAUUUAAUUUAAACUAGUACGAUGUUUCGUCAAUUGAAAUGAAUGAAUGUUAGUGUGGCAAAUCUAAUAAAGAAGUGUGUUAGAGU